This is a messenger RNA of Musa acuminata subsp. malaccensis (wild Malaysian banana), 1411 nucleotides long. RefSeq names its product protein PHOSPHATE-INDUCED 1 homolog. The record is from RefSeq and is a predicted model, not a curated record. NCBI's taxonomy places the organism in Eukaryota, Viridiplantae, Streptophyta, Magnoliopsida, Zingiberales, Musaceae.
CGAGUGACGGAAAUGCCCUCCAAGGCGAGCUCACUCGGCGCGCACUUUAUGUGGUAUGUACGUCAAAAUGGAUGACACACGUAGUCCAGCUAAACCCCGACGCAUGGUCCGAGUCAAGCCCCUGGUUGCGCCUCCUUAACGCUUGACUCCCAGUCUUCGCGUCACCUUCCCACAACUGCUCAUUUUUUAUGCUACCAUUCAGGAACCGUGACUCUGCCUACUUGGUAUAAGAACCCCAUCAUUGGGUUCGUAGUACACACCCAUCACUCACACCUUUCCUUCUCUUCUAGUUUCUUCUGUAAACACUGAGAGCUGCAAUGGCUUCUUUUUCCCUCGGAACUCAUGGUUUUGUUCUUCUUACACUUCUCUUCGCUGCGUCUCUGUUCCAGCGCUCCUUUGGUGGCAGAACUCUCAGUGCCUUGGUGGAGGAACAGCCACUCGCCAUGACCUACCACAAGGGUGCUCUACUCACUGGCAAUGUCUCCGUUAACCUCGUCUUUUACGGCAAAUUCACAGCUUACCAAAGAGCCAUCAUCUCCGACUUCGUCGCCUCCCUCUCCCCCCUCCCCCGCCGGAAGCAGUACGUCGAGCCGUCGGUGGCCACCUGGUGGAAGACCCUCGCCAAGUACUACGCCACGUCGAGGACGCCGUUGCCUAGGCUUCGCCUCGGCAAGCAGGUCCUCGACGAGACGUACUCCCUCGGCAGGUCCCUCCGCGACUCCGACCUUGCGAAGCUGGCCGCCAGGGGGGCGCCGCGAGACGCCAUCAACGUGGUGCUCACCGCGGAGGACGUGGCGGUUGGGAGGUUCUGUAUGAGCCGGUGCGGCUCCCACGGGGCGUCGCCCCAGUCCAGGGCCAGCGGCCGGUUCGCCUACAUCUGGGUGGGCAACUCGGCGACGCAGUGCCCCGGCCAGUGCGCCUGGCCCUUCCACCAGCCCUUGUACGGGCCGCAGACGCCACCGCUGGUGGCGCCCAACGGCGACGUCGGGGUCGACGGCAUGGUGAUCAACCUGGCGAGCAUGCUGGCCGGCGCCGCCACCAACCCGUUCGGGGACGGCUUCUUCCAGGGACCGAGGGAGGCGGCGCUGGAGGCGGCGACGGCGUGCCCCGGCGUGUACGCGAAGGGGGCCUAUCCGGGCUACGCUGGGGACCUUCUGAUGGACCCCGCGACGGGGGCCAGUUACAACGCCCAUGGGGUCCACGGGAGGAAGUUUCUGGUCCCAGCGCUGUUUGACCCGUCAACGUCCACCUGCUCUACGCUGGUUUAACUAUGGGACGAUGAUAACCACAUCCAUCUGCAUAAAUAACUACGUAUCUAUGUAUAUAACGCGAAUGAAGUUUUGUGACAUAACACUUGUGUUGUUGUAAUUAUAAUUAUAUAUAUAUAUAUAUUCAUACCUUGUUCUAUUUA